CAUGCGCAAAAACUCCCAAUUGUAAUCAGUAAGUAACAUUCAAUUAAUUCAUAUGUUGCCUUUCAUCAAUACUAGAGCGCAUUCUCGUGAGCUUCUUCGGAAGUAAAAAGUUUCAAGAUGUUUGUUUACGCUAUGCGUUCUUCCUUCAUCGUCGCAAUUGCGGCUGCCAGUUGUGUGCGCAAUCAUUGCCAUUUCGGAGGCACCUGCAUUUCGUUACAGAACGACAGUUCGGAAUUCGUAUGCAAAUGUACAACCGGAUGGGACGGACGCCUUUGCACGACCCCUUUCCGGUACAUCGGAUGUUUUCAGGAUACUCCGGCCCGUAUCAUGAAUGUCAGGCUACCCGAUUCGAAUUCAAACUCACCGCUGGAGUGUGCCGCUCGUUGCCAUGGCUACGCUUAUAGCGGCACCCAGGUCGGCACAGCGUGCUAUUGUGGAGACUGUCUGAACUCCACGAGCAUGCCGGAUGUCGAAUGUAACAUGGCGUGUCCUGGGGACAGCAGCAAGAAUUGCGGUGGAAAAUGGAGGAUGAGCGUCUACAGCAAAAGGGCUCGGUAAAUGUCGACUCAUGAAAAAAGAAAAUCGUGGUACCAAAACAACACUGUGAGCUGAUACAAACUGCCCGAAUAACACUCUUCGCCUAUCGAAAACUGAUUGCUUUUGUUAUUUUUAUAGAACAAUAUAUUCUAAUCUUAACUAAGUGCCUGAUUACAGAGAAAAGUGUUUGCAUUCAAUUUUUCUGAGCAGUUACAACAUGGAUGAAAAUAUAUUAACGACAGAUUCUUCUAUAUUUAUAUAUUUUCACAAUAAAAGCUUUCUUCUGCAAA
Dreissena polymorpha is the source of this 827-nucleotide messenger RNA. RefSeq lists its product as uncharacterized. The record is from RefSeq and is a predicted model, not a curated record. Bases 118 to 558 code for a protein of 146 amino acids. The transcript is spliced from 5 exons. NCBI's taxonomy places the organism in Eukaryota, Metazoa, Mollusca, Bivalvia, Myida, Dreissenidae.